CUGAGGGGCGGACGGCGACGGCGGCGGCGGCGGCGGCGGUGGCGGGCGCGGGCGGCGAGGGCAGCGGGGCUGGAACUGGAACAGCCGCCGCGCGGACCCGACCAGCCUCGCCGGCUCCUGCCCGCAGGCCGCGAGCGCGACGACCGGGUCGAUCAGGCGGCGGCGUGGGCGCCAGACUGGGCGAGGGCGAGAUAGACUUACAUGUGUGGGAAAACAGACCAGAAACACUUCUGAAUUAAGAGCUUGAAUUCUGAAGUGAGGAGAGCACUGAGACCUGAAGAUGAGUGAACUUGACCAGCUGCGGCAGGAGGCCGAGCAACUGAAGAACCAGAUCAGAGAUGCUCGUAAAGCUUGUGCUGAUGCGACUCUUUCUCAGAUCACAAACAACAUUGAUCCGGUGGGAAGAAUCCAAAUGCGAACCAGAAGAACGCUGAGGGGUCAUCUGGCUAAGAUUUAUGCCAUGCACUGGGGCACAGACUCAAGGCUCCUUGUCAGCGCCUCUCAGGAUGGAAAACUCAUCAUCUGGGACAGCUACACCACAAACAAGGUCCAUGCCAUCCCUCUGCGCUCUUCCUGGGUUAUGACCUGUGCAUACGCUCCUUCUGGGAAUUACGUGGCUUGUGGGGGCCUGGAUAACAUCUGCUCCAUUUACAAUCUGAAAACCCGUGAAGGGAAUGUGCGUGUGAGUCGUGAGCUGGCGGGACACACAGGUUACCUGUCCUGUUGCCGGUUCCUGGAUGACAAUCAGAUAGUCACCAGCUCUGGAGACACCACAUGUGCCCUGUGGGACAUUGAGACUGGCCAGCAGACGACGACAUUUACUGGACACACUGGAGAUGUCAUGAGUCUGUCUCUCGCUCCUGACACCAGACUGUUUGUCUCUGGUGCUUGUGAUGCUUCAGCCAAGCUCUGGGAUGUCCGAGAAGGGAUGUGCCGGCAGACCUUUACAGGACAUGAGUCUGACAUCAAUGCCAUAUGUUUCUUUCCCAAUGGCAAUGCCUUUGCCACUGGCUCAGACGAUGCUACGUGCAGGCUGUUUGACCUCCGUGCAGACCAGGAGCUCAUGACCUACUCCCAUGACAACAUUAUCUGCGGAAUCACAUCUGUUUCCUUCUCCAAGAGUGGCCGCCUCCUCCUGGCUGGGUACGAUGACUUCAACUGCAACGUCUGGGAUGCACUCAAAGCUGACAGAGCAGGUGUUUUAGCUGGACAUGACAACCGUGUCAGCUGCUUGGGGGUGACUGAUGAUGGCAUGGCUGUGGCAACAGGGUCCUGGGACAGCUUCCUCAAGAUCUGGAACUAAGGCCAGUAGCAGCAGGUGGAUGCCAUGGUGACUGGAAGACCAUUCCAACCUUGGAGCGUUACAGCGAUAGCAUACCCUAUCCAACCAUACUAACGUGGACACCCACACCUCCCCUCAGAACUUCAAAAGGGCAAGAUCUUUUUUCCUUCACUUAUUGCUGAAACCAAGAGCACAACUCCCAUUAAGAGAAGGAUCUCUGUGCUGUAAACUAAAACAAAUUGUGCAUUCCUUCCGGGGCCAUUGUCUUUGUUUUCUUCUUUUGUCUUGGGUAAAUUUUAAAAGGAAAUACUACAAUAAAAAUGUUAACCAGAAGGUAA
This is a messenger RNA of Alexandromys fortis (reed vole), 1620 nucleotides long. RefSeq names its product G protein subunit beta 1 (gene Gnb1). Gene Ontology annotation, biological process: G protein-coupled receptor signaling pathway. NCBI's taxonomy places the organism in Eukaryota, Metazoa, Chordata, Mammalia, Rodentia, Cricetidae. Gene Ontology annotation, cellular component: heterotrimeric G-protein complex; cytoplasm. The transcript is spliced from 12 exons. The record is from RefSeq and is a predicted model, not a curated record. The coding region runs from base 281 to 1303 and encodes 340 amino acids. Gene Ontology annotation, molecular function: signaling receptor complex adaptor activity; protein binding.